Nakaseomyces glabratus is the source of this 543-nucleotide messenger RNA. RefSeq lists its product as uncharacterized. The record is from RefSeq and is a predicted model, not a curated record. NCBI's taxonomy places the organism in Eukaryota, Fungi, Ascomycota, Saccharomycetes, Saccharomycetales, Saccharomycetaceae.
AUGAAAGAUUUGCUGGAUUAUUCGUUCUCUAUGGAGGACCUUUCUGUUCUUGAGACGGAGUUUCACGGGAACUCGAGUGGGGACACCGAGUUAGUGGAUUUUGAUGAAUUUUUGAACAUUGGUGAUGGGUUACAGCUCAUGACACCUCCAGAUGUGGUUACCAAUUCGAAAGAGCAUAGUGUCACUGGUGACAACAGCGAGCCCAGAGGGAAUGCCCUAAAAAACUAUCAGAUAGAACAGAAACAUGCAGGUAAAAUUAAUGAGAACAGCGAGGAAAAUAUUGAUCUGUCGACAUUUUUAAGCCUUCGAUCCAAGAAUCUACAAAUGAAGAGAAGUAAGUCUGCCCAGUCGGUACUACAAAGAUCUAGAAGUCGUAGCUAUGGCCCCUCGACCUUACAAACUCCACCAUCUUCUUCUUCUUCCAUGAACUAUAGUGCAACUAAGGUGAAGAGAAAUCCGUUUUACUCUCCUUCUGGAAAGGUGUUGAAACUAAUAGAAAAGGAGAAAAAGAAACAGCAAGUCUCACAGGAGUCCGAGAAAUAA